Messenger RNA from Lasiosphaeria miniovina, 1027 nucleotides. RefSeq lists its product as uncharacterized. Bases 141 to 854 code for a protein of 237 amino acids. The transcript has a single exon. NCBI's taxonomy places the organism in Eukaryota, Fungi, Ascomycota, Sordariomycetes, Sordariales, Lasiosphaeriaceae. The record is from RefSeq and is a predicted model, not a curated record.
CCAAUGCCUAAAGAGAUCGGCAGGUCCCGCAUGAUAGCACAGAGCUCCUCUUUCCCGCACACAUCGUCGCCUUCUCUCUCGUCCCCGUGCUAACGUCCGAUACCCCUAUCGGAGCAUUGACCAGCACCGCCAGGGGACAAAUGAAGUCAUUGAACCCAAGAGCGGGAGGAAUGGCAUUGUGCAGGUGCAGAAGGAGCCCAAAGCUCCCGCCCAUCAUUAUAUUCUCCAUGACAUCGAGAUUUGAGAUUUGUGGCCCGGUUCAUCGGCCCACCGUGGUACAGGAGAUCACAGCCCAUCGCUAUCCACUAUGCAGUACUAUGCAACAUUGCAGUCGACAGAGAAACAGAGGAAGCAAAAGCCGGGUCACGUUGCAAACAGUUUCGAAUCAUCUGGCGGUCUGCAAUUGUACUGGUAUCAGCCUACAUCAGACGAUCCAAAAACAAACUGCCGGGCUUUUUGCGUGUGCUGUGGACUAUUCGAGACGGAGUGAGCGGGCGGGCUGGUGGGUGACGCUGCCAGCCUCAGCCGUUGGUGGCUGGGUGCCGGUGAAGAAGAAGAUAAAAGGACCGCAUCCGUUAUCAGCAACUGCGGCCUGCUUGCAUCGGACGUUUCUGACUCUUCCUACGGAGACCCAUGCAGGCAGUCAGCCCCCUCGUCCACCAUUCACCAUUGCUCCACCCAUGCUAUUGCUGCCGUACCAAGGAAGGGGCCGGUGGAGGAGUGACGGGCAGGCGCGACGCUGGGCCGCACACGCGUCUGGGCGGCUUCGGUGUGAGGGAGCAAAAAAACCUGAGCGGAGGUGGACAAAAAGGCCCGUGAGGGCACGGAAUAGCCGCCCAUUCCAUUUCCAUUGACAUGUGCCGCCCGGAGGGCCCACGGCACUGUGUAGUGUGUAUGGUAUGUACCCUGCAUCAUGCAUCAUGGGAUUUCCAAAACUGCCUACAUUGGCUGCUAGUUGAGUACUGAGUAGUGUCGAAAACAUUGUGCCACGCCCUGAGCAGUCCUAUCACCAUGUCUAGAUGUAUGU